Messenger RNA from Odobenus rosmarus divergens (Pacific walrus), 2538 nucleotides. RefSeq names its product GPRIN family member 3 (gene GPRIN3). Gene Ontology annotation, biological process: neuron projection development. The record is from RefSeq and is a predicted model, not a curated record. The transcript has a single exon. The coding region runs from base 1 to 2352 and encodes 783 amino acids. Gene Ontology annotation, cellular component: plasma membrane. Lineage: Eukaryota; Metazoa; Chordata; Mammalia; Carnivora; Odobenidae.
AUGGGGACUGUACCUGACCCUUUGAGAUCGGCUAAAACUUCCUUGAUCACAGCUUCUGGAAAAGAAGAGGAUCUAGGAGAAGUGCAGCCUGCCUCACCUCGGCCUCGACCAGCGCUCCUCUGUAAGAACACCAAUGGCCUCUCUGGCCCUCCUGAAGAGCCAGUGCUCAGCCCCAGGGCAGCUGCUGAAGCCUUGAUGCAGGCCUUCGAGCAUGAGACCACCCAGCUGGACAUGUCUUCUCCUGGUGUCGUCAAUGAGGUGGAAAAAGGGUCUCCUCCAUGCAACUCUCCUGGCAAUACCCAGCUGCCAGGAAGCAGCAAGCCCACAGCACCAGCUCCGUGUUCUGCAGCAGGAAAGGAUGUUCUAGGCGAAGCAUUUACAAUGCCAGCCAAUCAACACAGCCACCAGGCCAUCCCGGGUGACCAGCUCAAUGCCAGCCCCUCAGCAGGACCUGAGGAUACACUGCUGAAAACACAGAGAACCUCAGAUGGGGAGCAACCUGAAAAGUCAAGUUGUCCUGUGGGCAGCACCCAGGGCAACAGCAAAGCUCAAGUGUCCUGUGAUUUUCCUUCUCAAGAAACAGCCCAGGGACUGGUGCAAGCUGGAAAUACAGCAGCCAAUGUGUUCAGCCACACCUCCCCUCCUAUAGGCAGACCCAAAGGGGAAAGGCCAGGAGCCGUUCAUGACUCCCAGACGAGGGCCUGUGAAUCUCCAGCGAGAGAAGAUGGAUGUUCUGGGCACAAACAGCCCUCGGCCGCCACCUCGGAUGGCCAGGCCGUGACUUCGGUGACACCCCAACCAUCCCACCUCACUAGCCAAGGGUCCACAUUUCCUCCAGAUCUGGGAAAGGUGCCACUGCCCUCACAGCACCAGGUGUCAAGGUUCAAAGAAGCAAGUACGAUGACCAGCCACGCUGCAGGUGAGGUUCGGGAAGUUCCCAGCCGGGCUCGGCAAGAUGCUGAGGUGCAGGCCGUGGCAAGUGUCGAGAGCAGGUCCGUCUCCACCAGCCCCAGCAUCUUCACUGCAUUCUUAAAGGAAGUCCCCGUUCCUGAGCAUGUGGAACAACAGGAGCAGCUGCGUGUUGUUUGCCAUGGCAAUGGCCGUGGGAGCCACACACUGGAGCUGUCUGACGACCUCCUAGCCCCGCAGGAGUCGGGCCAGUGCCCUGGAAUCAUGCCGGAGGUGCACAUCCAGGCAGCUGCGGCUGUGUCCACUGCUUGCAGAGGGGAGCGUAAAUUGGUGAGCCUACCGGCUGAGGUCCUUCAAAUCUCCUCCAUCACGGUGGCAUCCGGUAAGGCUCAGGAUAUGUGUAAGGAAGACGGAGGGUCAGCAGGCAUGACCCCGACAAGGGCAGAGCCCACCUCCAAACAGCUUUCAGGUGUGAAUUCUAGCUCCCGGAAAGCUAGCCCCGCUGACCAGAUUGCUAGCAGCACAGGAAGUCAAACUGAAACAGAUCAUGAAUUGGGGAAAUCUGAAAUCAAGCCAUCUGAGUCUGCAGUGAAAACCACAGAUGGUCCCCGAACAAACCCAGAUUGCAAACUCUCUGACUCUUGUGGCCCUGCCAGCAAAGCCGACCAGUCCGGGAGCUCGGAUCCCACUGAUAAAGGAGAUGCAAGAGAGCCUGCAUCUCCGCACAUAGUACAACAGCAAGAAUGCCGGGGCACCGAUAGCCUCGAUCCCAGGGCAAGGGUAGAGGCCAAGUGCCUGCUGCUCAAUCCUAAAUCUCAAGAAAGUGCAGGCACUGGAUCAGCUGCCAGUCCUACGCCAUCCCCAGUUAGGAAGAACCAGGAGGGUACCUUGGAAGAAAACAGACAGACCAAGACAGCCACCAGCCUGAGCCUGCCGUCUGAUGCCAUGGGCGACUCCAGUCCAGGUUCCGGCAAGAGGACCCCUUCUCGCUUGGUCAAAGCCAGCCCGCGCCGGGCCAGCCGUGUCAGCGAGUUCCUCAAGGAGCAGAAGCUGAAUGUGACAGCGGCGGCCGCGCAGGUGGGACUCACCCCGGGAGAGAAGAAAAAGCAGCUCGGCGCCGACUCCAAGCUGCAGCUGAAACAGUCCAAGCGCGUCAGGGACGUCGUGUGGGACGAGCAGGGCAUGACCUGGGAGGUGUACGGUGCCUCCCUGGACCCGGAGUCCCUGGGCAUCGCAAUCCAGAACCAUCUACAAAGACAAAUCAGGGAACACGAGAAAUUAAUCAAAGCUCAAAGCAGCCAGACCCGGAGAUCCAUUUCCUCAGAUACUUCUUCAAAUAAAAAGCUCAAAGGAAGGCAGCACAGGGUCUUGCAGUCCAUGCUGCAGAACUUUCGACGCCCCAACUGCUGUGUUCGUCCUGCCCCUUCUUCUGUGUUAGACUGAAAGGGAACGUGUUUGGGGCCCCUCGUGUGCAGUCACGGUAUUCCCGAGGGUCUGUGUAUGUCAGAGCUUACUUAGUGUUUUUUCCGAGAGACCAGGAAGAGAAAGCAAGUAUUAAUUAUAGGCAGUUGCCAUGAAGCAUGGUUGGGUCCUUUGAUUGGGGCUCCCUAAAUAAAAAUAUUUCAAUUC